GUUUUGUUCUGAACCAUACAAGACAAUCAUCGCCUAGCAUUUCAUUCCACCAUUCCAAAUCCGUCUAUCCUGGUUGGGUUGGGUCGAAUCUAUUGACGCCAUGCAGCAGACGAGUGUGCUAAAGCUGGAUCUGCACGACGCCAGGCAGAAGCAGAAGGCCAUGGAGGCCAUCGCCAGUCUCCACGGUAUACUGGUAUCGAUCGUGGACAUGGAGAAGCAGGAGAUGACGGUGGUGGGCACCGUCGACCCGAUCCACGUCGUGGAGAGGCUGCGCAAGAAGCGCUUCACCACGCACGUCGUCUCCAUUGGCCCAGUCAAGGACGAGAGCAAGGACAGCGGUAAUGAGAAGGGCGGCGACAAGAAGGGUGGCGCCGGCGACAAUAGUGAGGCGAACAAGGCCCCGGUGUACACGCCGUGGUACGGGCCGCCGCACCACCCGCAGCCGUACUGCGUCAUCUGCGGAUCGACACGUCCAUGCCCCUGUCCAUUUUGUACAUAG
Messenger RNA from Lolium rigidum, 499 nucleotides. Its product is annotated as heavy metal-associated isoprenylated plant protein 39-like. Lineage: Eukaryota; Viridiplantae; Streptophyta; Magnoliopsida; Poales; Poaceae. The record is from RefSeq and is a predicted model, not a curated record. The coding region runs from base 101 to 499 and encodes 132 amino acids. The transcript is spliced from 3 exons. Gene Ontology annotation, molecular function: metal ion binding.